UCAACUCAUCAAUGUCAGACGUCAGCUGUUGGAAUUGUGUUAAUUGCCUUUGUUUUUUAAAUAUUUUAUCAGUUUACUGGUUAAAGAGCAUUGAGAUUUCAGUUUAACGACCAAUCUGUAACUAGUUAGAAGUAGCACAACGAAGACGUUUGCAUUUUAUGUGUUUGUACUAUUUAAAAAAUGAAGGCAAAAACUGGACUUACAAGGCUCCACAACUGUUACAUUCUUCGUGAAAGUCAAAUAAUUAAAGAGGACCUACUUAUUCGAGGGGGAAAAAUUGUGAGCCCAGAGGAAGUUUUUUAUGUGGAACAGGUAGACGCCGACGAAACUAUUGACUGUGAUAACUUGCUUAUUGCUCCAGGAUUUAUUGAUAUUCAAAUUAAUGGUGGAUGGGGAGUAGACUUUUCCUACGAUUCCGAAAGUGUAAAAGAAGGAGUUAAUAAAGUGGCAAAAGAAUUAUUAAGCCAUGGAGUAACAUCAUUUUGCCCCACUAUGGUGACAUCUGAAAAGGAAAAAUAUUCAAAAAUUUUACCAAAAAUACAGAAAACUCAAGGAAGCAAAAAUGGUGCAACUGUUCUAGGUGUACAUCUUGAAGGCCCAUUCAUAAGUUUAGCAAAAAAAGGUGCACACUCACCAGAGCUUAUUAGAAAUCCAGAAAAGGGUAUUGAUUCAAUUCUCGAAGUGUAUGGUACAUUAGACAAUGUUGUUAUAGUAACCAUUGCUCCAGAACUACCUGGAGCUUUGAAAGCCAUAAAAAGUUUAACUGAAAUGGGUAUAAAAGUAGCCCUCGGUCACACAGAAGCAAGCCUUGCUCAAAGUGAAGAGGGGGUGAAGCAUGGAGCAAACUUAAUCACACAUUUAUUUAAUGCUAUGUUGCCAUUCCAUCAUCGUGACCCUGGUCUAGUUGGUCUGCUAGCAUCAUCCACAGAAAAGCAGGUAUAUUAUGGAAUAAUAUCUGAUGGCAUCCAUACUCACCCAGCAGCACUAAGAAUUGCCUGUAGAACCAAUCCUGAAGGAUUAGUACUAGUGAGCGACGCAGUUGCAGCCCAAGGAUUACCAAAUGGAACCUUCCGAAUUGGUCCACAAACUGUUAGUGUAGAAAAUGGUUGGGCUUAUGUCGCUGGAACAAAGACCUUAUGUGGCAGCACUAUGGCAUUGGACCAGUGUGUUAAAACCUUUAAAAAAGCUACUGACUGCUCUCUCGAAUACGCCUUAGAAGCUGCGUCCUUACAUCCCGCAAAAGCAUUGGGAAUAGAUGAUAGAAAGGGAAAACUGAAUUUCGGCUAUGAUGCCGAUUUCGUAUUUUUACAUUCCAAGACAUUGCAAGUUAUGUCUACUUGGAUUGCUGGUGAAUGCGUUUAUAAAGCUACAUAAUUUAUAUAUAUUUUACAUUGUUACCAUUAUGUGAUAUAAGAAUUAUUAUUCUUGUGCUAUUGCACCAAGUGCUUCAUUUAUUUUACAUUUUUUUUAUUAUACAUUUUAUACAAAA
This is a messenger RNA of Colias croceus (clouded yellow), 1489 nucleotides long. Its product is annotated as N-acetylglucosamine-6-phosphate deacetylase. The record is from RefSeq and is a predicted model, not a curated record. Gene Ontology annotation, molecular function: N-acetylglucosamine-6-phosphate deacetylase activity. Gene Ontology annotation, biological process: N-acetylglucosamine catabolic process. The coding region runs from base 181 to 1374 and encodes 397 amino acids. NCBI's taxonomy places the organism in Eukaryota, Metazoa, Arthropoda, Insecta, Lepidoptera, Pieridae. The transcript is spliced from 6 exons.